Cicer arietinum (chickpea) is the source of this 716-nucleotide messenger RNA. RefSeq lists its product as uncharacterized. The record is from RefSeq and is a predicted model, not a curated record. Gene Ontology annotation, molecular function: enzyme inhibitor activity. NCBI's taxonomy places the organism in Eukaryota, Viridiplantae, Streptophyta, Magnoliopsida, Fabales, Fabaceae.
UAUCUCCACUAGACAAAAAUUACUAUUUUUUCAAUUACUAUAAACAACACUAUAAAUGUGAAGAAUCUAUCAAAGGAACCUUGAAUUCAACUUCUUUCUCCACAACAACAACAAAAAUGAAUCCAUCAAAACUUUCAUCCUUGUUAUUAACACUUUCAUUGAUCAUCAUAUUUUCUCAAACAUCGAACGCCAAAUUGUUUGAAGAUGUUUGCAAAGCGACCGCAGAAGACAACGACCGUUGCCUUCAAAUUUUGAAGUCAGAGCCUAAAAUUGUCUCCGCGAAUAGCGAUAUAGCACUAUGUAAACUCAUCUUACAAUUUGCCCUAAAAAAGGGUGAAGAGGCUCAGAAUUACCUAAAGGAAAUGAUGAAGACAAAUCCAUCACCAGCAAUUAAAGAAUGUGCAACUAUUCAUUAUGAUGAGGUGGUUGGAUCAUUCAAAAGUUCCUUAGGUGAGUUGAAAGAAGAUGAAUUAACAGCAAACUAUGAUGCCAAAGUUGCCGGUGAUGGUCCUACAACAUGUGAAACUGCCUUGGCUUCAGAAAAUAUUAAUAUUCCUAAAAUUUCUGAUCUAAAUAAAGAGAUAUUGUUGCUUAGCAAAAUUGCAUUUUUAGCCACAAACAAACUUCCAAACUCAUAAACUCUUUUUUGUUAUAUAUUACUCCGUUCUAUAUUUUUCAAAAGAGAUUGUUGAAUCAAUAAAAGUUAAUAUAUUUGA